Molecule: messenger RNA, 2130 nt
Organism: Prunus armeniaca (apricot)
Lineage: Eukaryota; Viridiplantae; Streptophyta; Magnoliopsida; Rosales; Rosaceae
Source: the annotation of a GenBank genome assembly
AUGCUCAGAAGACGUCUCAGGCUCAGCUACUCUUCCGACGAAGAAGAACAACCAGAACCACAACAACACCAGAAUGAAGAACCUCAGCCGCAAUCGUCAGCUGUCACUCACCCACCCGUUACCCUAGCCCCUCCAAACCCUUACCCCUCCGAACCGCUCCCAAUCACCUCCUCCUCCGACGAGUUCAUCGAUGUCUCCGACAACCUCUCGUCGCCGUCACCUCAGCCGUCUCCGGAACCCGAGAGCGACAAUCGACCACAUCCUCCUCCGCCGGCUCAGGAUCCGGCACCGGAACCCAUUAACCGGCCGCCUCCACCUCCAUCUCCAUCUCCACCGAGCUCCGGCGGGUUUCCGAUUAGUGAACAUCUCCAGGGGUUAGGGUUAAGGCUAAAGAGGGAGUGGCUCGAUGCUUGUGUCCAUGGACUUCAGCAAUCCGUACCGGGAUUUCAAAAUUUUGAUGUGGAGACGAAGGCGAAGCUCUGCUUCGAGCAGUUUUUGGUUUCGGAUAUGAAUCUGUCCGGCGGAGGCGUGCUUCCAGAAAAUGUGGCUUCUCUCCAUCUCGUCGAUCUUCCCGGACCUUAUGUAUUGCAGGUUGAUGAGAUUGUUAAUAUCAGCAAUCCUCUCAAGAUUAGGUAUCAGAAAGCCGCUGUUGGACUGAAGAGGUGUCUCAAGUUGUCCAUAACAGACGGUGUUCAACGCGUCUUUGCCAUGGAAUAUAGGCCUAUUCAGGCGCUUGAAGCUUUGGCUCCUGCUGGUUUGAAGGUUGCUAUGUGUAAUGUGCAUAUACGCCACGGACUUCUUAUGCUGGUCCCUGAAUCUGUUGAAGUUCUAGGAGGAUUAGUUGAGGAACUGGAUGCUGCACGUCAACGCCUUGUUGAUGAAGUAAAUAAGCCACCUAGAGGAAAAAGAACCAGGAAUGGAGUGGUUCCUCCUCUAGCUACAAGGUUAACUCUUGCUGCAUGGCCUCCUAACGGUGUUCAUGAUGCUGGACACACCAAUAGUUCAACAAUGGAAGCCCCAACCCCAUUUCAGGCGUCUAACCAAGGUGCUACAUUCUCUGUAUCAGCCAGAAAUACCAGCUCUGUAUCAUCUAGAAACACCAGCUCUGUAUCAUCUAGAAACACCAGCCCAGUGACUGCCGAAGAAUCUACUGUUCCUCUCAGUGGAGAACACUCUGUUGUUAACCCAUCAUCUACUGAUGUAUUUGGUGUUGAAGAUAUGCCUAUGGAUACUACUCCCUAUAGCAGAAGAAAUGCUAUUCCCAACCCAUUAUCUGAUGAUUUUGGUGUUGAGAAUCUCCACAUAAAUAGUGCUGGUCAUAGCAGGGAAAGUCGAGUACCUGAAAAUGUCAUUCCUAAUCCAUCCUUUGAGGAUGCUUUGGAUGUUGAAGAUGUCGAAAUGGAUGCCAUUCAUAUUGGGGGAGAAAACCAUACCUCAGAUUCUAUUUUGAAUGAUGAAGAUAUCAAUAUGAUUAACGAGGGCGAAACUCAUGGGGGUUACCCAUCGUCUGAUGCUAUUUUGAAUGAUGAGGAUAUCAAUGUGGUUAAUGAGGUCGAGCGCCAAGAAAUACUAUCUGGAGACCACGAACCACCUUUCAGUUACCUAUGUAGUUUGUCAGCCAAGUUAGCUAUGAUGAAGAACACUCAUUCAAUCCAGGGGAAGGUUAAGUGUGUUCUGACUGGUGUGAAGAAGUUCCAAUACACACAUACAUAUGAGCUUCAGGCGUAUGUUGAUGACGGCACUCUCAUUAAAGAAAUUCUCGUUGAUCACAAUGUUGUACAGGAGGGGAUUGGUCAUUCUCCUGAGGAGGUCAAAGCUGCCAUUUCUUCUCCAGACAAAACAAUAGUUCGUAACAUGAAGGAGAAAAUGAAGCAGUUUCAAAAAUUCUUAACAAAUUUUGAGGGCAUAAUGCUUAUAGAGAUGAGAUUGCAUGAUCUUCCAAUUGCCCUUGAGAUGAAGCAGGGUUGUACUCAAUCUGAUGCGUGGUUGCUUUUGAGGAGAAUAAAGGCCUCCCCUCCAGCUCGAGCAUCUGGGCAUGCCUCCUCUGCAGCUCGGACAUCACAGUAUCCUUCCUCUCCAGCUCGGACUUCACAACAUCUCUCCUCCCACCCCAUUGAUAUAUCCCCCUGA